Messenger RNA from Chlamydomonas reinhardtii, 8599 nucleotides. RefSeq lists its product as uncharacterized. Gene Ontology annotation, molecular function: zinc ion binding. Lineage: Eukaryota; Viridiplantae; Chlorophyta; Chlorophyceae; Chlamydomonadales; Chlamydomonadaceae. The transcript has 23 exons. The record is from RefSeq and is a predicted model, not a curated record. Bases 306 to 8141 code for a protein of 2611 amino acids.
GUACACAACGCAAGUAACGGUUGCCUGAAAGUGGCCUGCGGGAUUCGGUUUCGACAAAAGAGUUAGUCGCAACAAAAUUCAAUGCGAAAUUAGCAGAAACGAACGGGUUCAGCCCGGUAUGCUUCAUACAGACAUUCGGCCUGCAAGUGGCGCUUCAUGAGCUUGCUGGCGUGCGCCUGCAAGCUUCUUGCAGUCGGAAGUCCCGCUCUCGCAUUUACUGUGACGCCGUUUACACAGUAGUCACCAAACUAUGCUAUAAUCAUGGACAUGGUGUGAACGAUACUACUUGGGCCCAACUUGCGAGAAUGCUGACUUCACUCGCAAGCCCAGACCGCGCGCUGCCACCUUCGGUUGACAGCUUGGAUGCGGGUGACGCCACCAUCAACGACGCACGGGAAGCAAUUGCCGCCAUGCACGUUAUGCGUGCGGGCGAAGGCGAGCAGACUGCUGGGGACGAACGCAUGCGGAGCGAAGAAGCACUGGCAAAAGCCACCGCCACUAGAGAAAUUGAAGUCAUUGCCACAGAACACAACAUGGCAGAAAUUGAGAGCUCUGCAGAGGCGGCUGAUGUGGUCGAGGAGCAAGGACCAACUGCCGCAGGCACUUCAAGCGGUGGGCGCCCGCACGAGCACGGGGCCGUGCCGUGUGGUACCGGUGCGGAUACGCAACGGCGUCCGGAGCGCCCCCGCCGCGCCACUGCCAACCCUCGACCAUCCUAUACGCCAACACCCGCUCGAAGGCCUCCUGGCUCAGGGCCGGCCAAACCCCGUGGCGCGGGCCGUGGCCGCAGCAAGUCCGGCGAGCGAGGCGCAAGCGAGGCCCCGGCUGAAACGGCUGUGGACGGCACAAUCGGCGCCAUCGCCAAUGGCGCGGAUGGUGCCAUUGCAGACGGCCAUCAACAACCGCAGCAGCCCGUGACCGCCGAGCAGGGUGAGGCAGCCGAGGCAGGUGCGGGCGCGGCGGCGCUACCUGCUGAGGCAGGAGCAGCUUCAGGGCUAGAUGCGGAGUCGGCCACGGGAGCAGCUCCCGCGGCGGGUUCUCACAGCUGCCAGCGAGUCAUCGCCGCCAGCAGCGUGCCGGCGCCUGCUGCAGUCCCCGGUGCCCUCGCCACUGCCACGGCACAGCCGGUCCCCACACACGCGGCAGUAGCUGCUGCUGCUGCGUGCGCCCAUCUGCCAACAGCCGCGGCUGCCGCUUCCAAGGCCGUGGCCGGCACUGCUAGCCCUGUAGGCGCCAUUGCGCCUGCGGCGGCGCCAGCAGCCGCGGCCGCAUCAGCCGGCAUCAAAGCGGCCGCACCUGGGCCUGGUGCCACUGCCGCCGCAGCAGCAGCACGUGGAGCAGCGGCAGUAGCAGCUGCGGGGCCUGCUGGUGGCGGCCCUGGAGGGGGGCGUGAGCCGCUGCCCCAGUCGCCCGAGUAUUUGGCCUAUCGGCGGCUGAUGGAGGAGGCGGGAGGCGGCGCGGGGAAGUUCCCAGAGGGCACCCGCGUGUGGGUCAAGGUGGCUGGCUUCCCGCAGUGGCCUGCGCUGGUGUUCCUGCUGCAGCACGCGCGCAAGACCGAGGUGCCGGCCCUGGUCAGGUCGCACAAGCCCGGCCGCACCCUUGUGCAUUUCUACGGCACACACAACUACCAGUGGGCCACUGAGGCGCAACUGUCGCUGUGGACUGUGGACCGGCGGGAGAGGGUGGCUGCGCUGAGGGAGUAUGCAGCCAAGCAGCAGGGCAACAAGGCGGCGGCUCUGACACUCAAGGAGCUCCAGGGGGCGCUCAUGACGCCGGACCCCGCCGCCGACAUGGCGGCCAUGCGGGAGCUGCUCAAGGUGCCGCCGCGCAAGCCGCCCGCCGCCGCCGGAGGGGGCUCUGGCGAGGCCGCGCGGCGGGCAAAGCUGUGCGGCCGCUGCAGCGAGAGCUGCACACAGGUGACAUGCCCCUCCUGCCGCGGCACCUUCCACACGCUGUGCCUGCCGCACCCGGACCUGUCCGUGCCGCACAUGCUCGCCCAGGCUGCCAAACUGGAGGCAGCGGCCACUGGCAUGGGCUGCCGUGCACGUGCGCCCCUGACCGCUGCGGCUGCGGCUGCGGCGGUGGCGGCGGCGGCCGCCAGCAAGCAGGCGGCUAAGGCGAAGGGAAAGGGCAACAGCAGCUCAGCGGGCGGAGCGGCGGCUGGGGAGAAGGACGCAGAUGGAGGAGCGGCCGCGGCAGAAGGCGGGGCUGACGGCAGUGGUGGUGCUGGCGGCGGCGGCGCAGGCGCGGCAGCGGCGGCGGCGGUAGCGGCCGCGGCGACCACCAUCACCGUGCGGGCUCCGUGGACGUGCCCACAAUGCAACCGCCACAACUUCGUGAAGGGUGCGGCGCCCCUGAUCAUGCAGCCAGCAGUGGCGGGGCCGCGCAGGGCCGCAGCGGCAGCCGCAGCCGCAGCCGCAGCGGCAGCACGGGAGCGCGAAGGCUUUGCAGAGGACGCGCUCAUGGCGGAAGCGGAGGGCGGUGCCGCCGCUACGCCGCAGGAGCGCACACACGCACGACUGCUGGCGCUGUACCGGCGGCUGUGUGCUGAGGACAUGCCGCCGGGACCGGCGCAGGCGGCGGGUGCGGGGGCAACUGCAACUGCCGCUGCCUCUGCCGCUGGUGCCGCGGGUGCCGCUGCCCCACUGCUGGAGGUUGCAGCGCCGCCCUACGUUCGGCCGCCGGUGGGCACACGUCUCUGGGUCAAGAUGCCCGGCUUCUGCCACUGGCCUGCGGCGGUGUUCAACCUGCGCCACUGCCGCAAGGCCGAGGUCCCCGACCUGCUCGGCAGCCACGUGCCCGGCAGCACACUGCUGCACUUCUACGGCGAGCACAACCACGUGUGGGCCAGUGAGGUGGAAAUGUCGGCGCUGGUGGCGGCGGCGGUGCUGCCCGGUCAGGACGAGGCGGCGCGUGUGGCGGCCAUGACGGCUUGGAGCGACAAGCACAAGAGUCGUGACAGCGCGCGCCUGGCUCUGGAGGAGCUGGAGGGCGCCGAGGCCGAGCCGGGGGCGGAGGCGGCGCGCGUGUGCCGCCUGCGCGACACGCAGCUUUCUGAGGAGGCGGAGCGGCAGUUGGAGCUGGGGGAGCUGCAGGCGCUCAUGAUGAGCACACAGGGGCCCGGGCCGCCGCCAGGCGCCGCAGGAGGCGACAAGCAUGGGCGCGGCGGCAAGGGCCGCAGCGGCGGCAAGGGUGACGAGGACCAGCACGAGCAGCAUGAGCAUGGCGGCAAGGGCGGUGCAGAGGGGGAGGACGGAAUGAUGGCCCCCGGGGCGGCUGCUGUGGGCGGGCGGGGGCACGUGGGCGGCGGCUGGCGCACGCUGCUGCGUGUGUGCGCCACAUGCAAGGAGCCCGGAGGCCAGGUGGCGUGUGCCUGCUGCCGCAAGGCCUACCACACGCUGUGCCUGGCCCAGCCCUACCUGUCCGCGGCGGACCUGCCACCAGACCACGCCUGGGCCUGUGCCAGCUGCGGGGCGGACAACCGGCAUGACGGCGGCGCCGCCGCCGCCGCGGCGGCGGGCGGGCAGCAUGGCGGCAGGCGACAGGCACGAGGCGAGGCGGGCGGCGAGGAGCCGCAGCCCGGUGGUGGGCGGGGCAACCGCGCCGCUGAGCUGGAGCGGCUGGGCCUCACGCCCGACUGGAUCAUUGCGGCCGGGGCCUUCAAGGUGUUCCAGCUGCCGCGCCCCACCGCCGACACGCCGUACAUUCCCGGCCUGUUGGACCCAUGCACCAACUCCAAGUCCAACCCCAACAUCCCCGCUGAGAAGCUGUACGACAAAAAGGACGACGGGCUGGAUGUGCUGAACAGCUGGGCGGGCUACCACGUCAUACUCAACCCCGAGUACACCUCACAGGUGCAGUGGCGCUUCGUGAACCGAGCCAUCGACGAGGUGGAGAGCGGCUCGGUGCCGGCGGUGCUGCUCAUCUGCCGCAACUCCACAGACACAGCCUACUUCCAGCGCCUCAGGCCCUACCCGCGCGUCAUGCUACGGCGCGGCAGCGCCCGCUUCAAGGACUACGACAAGACGCCCAUAGGGUUCGGCAUCGCCGUGUUUUGCAUCUGCCGCAAGGGGCCGGAGCGCCAGCCCCUGUACCGCCGAUUCCUGGACGCGUUCGGCGCCUGGGGCGAGCCCAACAUACCCAUCGAUAGCGCCUUCGUGGAGACGCCCGAGUUCAGCGCGCUGCUGGACCGCCUGGCCGACCACACCACACGCCACCUGCGAGACAACUGGGUGCACUGCAACGCCUGCCGCCGGUGGCGUAUCGUGACGUACGACACCUACUGCCGCACGGAGAAGGAGGAGCAGCGCAACCCCGGCAAGAAGUGGAGCUGCAUUGAGCUCGUGGGCGGCGCCGGCUGUCGCAGCCCCCUGAGCCGCUUCGAGCUGGAUGGGGUGUACUACGUGCGCAAGCGGGGCUCAGCGGCGGCCGCCAAGGCGGCGGGCAUGGUGGGGCUGGGCGUGUGGAGCAACAACCCCGACCCGGCGGAGGCGGCGGCACAGGCGGGGACAGGUGACGGCGGACAGGCGCCACAGGCGGCGGAGGAGGGGGCGGACGAGGAGGCGGGGCGCAGGGCUGCCGGGGCGGAAGACGUUGGAGGGUCAGGCAGUCAGAGCAGUGGCGCUGGAGGGGUGGGAGGAGACAGGGGUUGUGAGAGACCUGACAGCGCUGGCGGCAGCGACGGCGGCAGUGGAUCGCCGGCUGCGCAAGCGGCAGAUGCUGGGUCGCCCGCCGCUGCUGCUGCCGGUGUUGCUGCUGCUGGGACGGCGCCGGGUGGUGCGGUCCCGUGUGCCAGCAGCGCAGCUGACGUGCCACGGAGCGAAGGCGGCGGCGGCGACGCGUAUGCUGCUGCGGGAGGCAGUAGCGUUGAAGCGGUCCAACUGCAGCAGCCGGUGGCGUUGGAUUUACCACUGCCCCUGCCGCUGCCGCCGCGAGGUCGCCAACAGCCGCAGCUGCGGGGGAAGCAGGCGCGCCCGGCAAAGAAGCGCAAACGGGUGGCGCAGCAGCAGGAGGACGCCGUGCUGGAAGUCGAGGCCGAGACACAGGCGGCGGAGGCACAGCAGGCGGAACUCGCUUCAAUUGCAGCAGAGGCGCAGCAUGGCAACGAGGUGGAGGUGGCCGCCGGUGGAUGUCAGCAGCAGCAGGGGCCCGUACCGCAGUGGCCGCAAGCGCUAGCAGCUGGUGCUGCGGAUACUGUGGGUGAGGCAGCUGCUGCUGCGGGUGUGCUGGCGGCGGCGGCGGUUGUGGCCGCCGGCGCCGUGGCGACACCCGCGCCGCUGCCAGCAGUGCCGCCUGCUGUAGGCUUGGGGCAGCAGCGGCAGCACCAGCAGCACGGCAGUAUGCUGCGGCCACCAGCAGUGGGCAGCGAUUGGUCCCUGUGCUGCUCCGCAGCCGGCCUUACUGAGGCAGGUGACAGCAGUAACCUGGCGUCGCGGCAGCAGCAGAAGGAGCAGCAGCAGCAACAGCCACCGCAUCAGCAGCCGCAGCAGAGGCAGGUGCUGAUGUGGGAUGAGCAGCAGGCGGAUGCAUGGUUGGGAGACGCAGGGCGCCGGAGCAGCGGUGGUGGUGGCAUCACGGCGGCAUGGGCUGCGGCACUGUCGGCUGCCGCAGCGGGCGGGACGGUGUGGCCAGCUCCCCCAGCGGCAUCGGCAGCAGCCGCAGCAGCCGCAGCAGCUGUAGCAGCCGCAGCCGCUGUAGCCGGUGCCGGUGCCGUGGGAUCAGUGGACAUGCGGGCGGGUACCAGCGGGAGUACUGGCAGCGGGAGUGGGAGCGGCAGAUGUGCAACAAGCGCGUUCGCGGCCCAAGCCCAGACACACCAACAGCAGCAGCAACAGCAAGAGCCGGACCUGCCUGGCGGCGCGCGCGAGCUGUUUGGACAAGCGUCCUCGACGCUGCCGGUAUCGGCUGCGGCAGCAACAGGCAGCAGUGUCAUAAGCAAGGCCCUGGCAGCCCCAGCAGCUGCCACCGUGCCCGCGUCUGCCUUUGCCUGCGGUGCGGCAGGGGCGGCACGGCAGAGCAAUGACGUCGGCCUGGGGCCAGAAGUGCAGCAGGGGGCCGGCAACUACGCAGCAGGAGGCAGCACCGCCGGCAGUGUUGGCGCCGCCGCCGCCGCCGCAGCAGUGUCAAUGCAUUGCGCAACAGUGGCGGCAGCAGGAGACGCGAUGCUGCUGCAGCAGAUGCGAAGCGCCGGGAGCCACAGCAUGCCUGUGACCGCAGGGACCGUGUUCCUGCCUGGUGGGGCCGUGCCGCAAUACACCUCCCACCUGCCGCAGCAGCUCUCCGUGAGCUCGGGCAGCGGUGCAAUCUGGGCACAAGCAGGCCCCGGCAUCCCCGCGGGUGCGGGCUCGGGCCAGCAGGCACCGCAGCAGCACCAGCAGCAGGCGGUAACCGCUCGAAUGCUUCUGGCGUCUGCUUCCGCAGCGCUUGCCUUGCAGCAGCGCACGCGCAGCGACGCACAGUCAGCAGCUCCUGCACUAGCGUUGGCCACAGGUGGCGUGCGGACUUACAUGGAUGUUGCUGGUGCUGCGACACCGCAAUCGAAUCUGCAGGGUGCUGGCCGGGCCGUGCUGGAUUUGAGCCAAGCGGGAUGCACGGCGGCGCCCUCCGGGGCAUGGGCUAUGGGAUCACUGGCGAGCGGCGGCAAACGGCAGGCCGACGCAAGCUACCAGGCCGCAGGCCACCACCACAGCGCGCACAUGUCCGCUGCUGGUGCCACAGGAGCGUUCGCCGGCGUCCUGCAGGAUGAAGGUCCCGCAAAGCGGCAGAAGCACUCGCCGCAGCAUGAGCACCAGCAGCAGCACCUGCAGCUGCAGCUGCCGCUCCCUGCAGCGGGGUGCGGUGCAGCUGCGCAGCCGUGCUCCUCAAAGCAGCAGCGGCGGAAGAAGGAUGAAGCCGCGGGCGCUGCCCUGCCCCUACCCCACGCGGCCGUGCAGCAGGUGUUGCACCACCAGCAGGGCGAGCAGCAACAGCAGCAGCACCCGCACGCGCAGCAAAUGCAGCUGCAGCAACAACAGCUGCACUCACAACAGCGGGUGCAGCAGCAGGUGCCGCCGCACCUGCUGCUGCCGCUGCUUGCACAGCAGGCGCAACUCGCUGCUGGGGCCGCAGGAACGAGUGCGGGAGGGAGCCAUCAGCCUCAACCACUGCUGGCACUCGCCGGGCUGGGCGCCGGGCCCGAGCUAGGUGCCGCCGGCCGUGAAGGCUGCGGCCUAGGGCAGCAAUGGAUGCUACAGCAGGGUUACCCGCUGGGCGGCAUGGGCAUGGCAGCAGCUGACACGCAGGCAGCCUCAUGCCAGCAGCACUCCCAGCACCACAGCGGGCACCAGGUUCAGCAGCACGCGCAGCAGCAGUGGGGCGGCGACAGCAGUUGCGGCCACGGCUGCAACCCCGGUGCUGGGCAGCUGCAGCUGCAGCAGCAAGGGGUUGCAGGACAGCAGGGCAGCGGCGCUGGAGGCGGCGUGUCGCAGAAUCUCUCGCGGAUGGAGUCGGCGGCAGCGGCACAGCUUGCCAGGCUGCCACAGCAGACUCCCGGCGCAAUCCACACAAGCAAAAAAGGCAAGGAUGGUGGCUGCGGCAGCAAGCGCAGCAAUGGCAGUAGCCGGAGCCUGCCGCUGCCGUUACCGCUGCCCUCUGUUGCACAGCCCCAGCCGCCGCUGCUACAACCAUAUCCUCACCCGCACACUAGUCAUCAAGCGGGACAGCCACAGUGGUUGGGCGGCAACACCCACCCGGCGGCUGCAGGGCAGCUGCAGGCUGCUGCUGCAGCAAUGGCUGCUUGCCACAGCGGGACCCUCCAAAUGCAGGACCGGUUGCGCUUCAUGCAACAACAGCAACAAAAUCAGCAGCGUGUUGCGCAUCAGACAGCACCGCCGCAAGCACGUCAUCACACCGCUGCUGCUGCGCCAUCGGCCGCGUUGCCGUUUGCGGCCGCCUGCCGCUCCCUCGCUUCCACAGACCCGACUGCUGCCCAGGCGGAGGCGUCCGCCGCUGCAGUCACGGCGGCGCUGCUGGCACAGCUGCAGAAGACGCAGCAAGCCCCGCACGUGCAACAGUACAUGGAGCGAAUGCUGGCAGCAGCGCUGGCCGCGGCGACGCAGAGCCUCAAGAAGAGCCAGCAGACGGAAGAGCGGCGGCCGAAGUAGCAAGUUGGCUGUGACGACUGCUGUUUCUGCUGUGGGCAAUGUGGGGGCCAGUGGUUAAGACUGAGUGAUAGAGCGUGGGAGGUCCGAGACGCUUAGCAAAUGAGGUCACGGCGUGCCUGCUGUAUGCGAUGUGGGUUGUGUGGCACUGAAGCCGCGUUUUCCGUGCGCGUUUCUGGACAUGUGAGGCAGGUUGUGGGCAGCACCAGAAGCUGGUGACACGGCAUGGGUAAGGGUGGGCCUCAAGGCCAGCAGGUUAUCCAGCAUUCCUGAUACAUAUUCAGUAGACCAAGCCUGACAUUUUGCAAAGCAUUGUAGUGGUGUUGUGCUUGCCACCAGACAGGCAACCAGAUGCAGGUGGAUUGCCAGGACAGGACCGGGCUAUGGCGGCAGUGUGCGCACACAAUGCCAGGCUUGCAUGGGUGGCCUUGGGGGUUCUGUACUUGUAAAAUCGUAUCCAG